Messenger RNA from Gongylonema pulchrum, 477 nucleotides. NCBI's taxonomy places the organism in Eukaryota, Metazoa, Nematoda, Chromadorea, Rhabditida, Gongylonematidae. The record is from the annotation of a GenBank genome assembly.
AUGAUUUUUUUUUUCUUUAGAAUUGUGACUUUUAAAAGAUUAUGUGAACUUUAUAAAAACAAUGAAGGUUAUGAAGUGUUGGAUCGUUUCAAAGGACAGCUGCUGGAGGGCAAAACUUAUCAGCCACUAUUUCCAUAUUUUGCGGAUCGAAAAAGUACACUUGGCGCAUUUCGAGUGCUUGUUGCUACAUUUGUAACCACAGAUCAAGGCACUGGAGUGGUCCAUCAAGCACCAUAUUUUGGCGAGAUUGAUUUUCAAACAUGUCUGGAAAAUGGUGUGAUAACACGGGAUAUGAAGCCAAUCUGCCCGGUUGAUGAGUGCGGCCGUUUCACGGAUGAAGUAACUGAUUUCCGUGGCCAAUACGUGAAAGAUGCGGAUAAAAACAUCUGCAGAUAUUUGAAGGUCGGAAUAUUUAUUAAGUCAGAAGUCAAAAACUGUUCAUAUUUUACUCUUCGUGUGAGGAAAAGGCACUUUUAG